Molecule: messenger RNA, 1821 nt
Organism: Haliotis rubra (blacklip abalone)
Lineage: Eukaryota; Metazoa; Mollusca; Gastropoda; Lepetellida; Haliotidae
Product: sodium-dependent glucose transporter 1A-like
Biological process (GO): transmembrane transport
Source: RefSeq, a predicted model, not a curated record
GCUAACACAAGACGUGGCAGCUGCCGGGUGCCGGAGUACAUCCACUGACAGAGCGACACAUCCCCGGUACCCGCUUCAUAACGCUGCUCGCUGACACAGCUACCCCAUACACGCCUGGCGACAAGCACGUGGAGUGUGAACAGUCCGCGAUCGAGUGACCAGCAGCAACAAUGGAGAUGGAGGACUUACAGAUGAAGACCCCCGAGAAGAAGUCUUCCUAUGUCCAGUUUAAAGAAAAUUUCGAAGACCCAAUCUACAAGAACAAGUUCAUAUGUACACUGUUCCUGUUCUGGGCGUACAUUGUCCUGGGUUUUUCUGCUGGCCAAACGGGCCCUUCCUUCCUGGACCUCAUGCUGAUCACUAAUACCAAGCUGGAGCAAGCCUCCGCCCUGUUCACAUCAGGAGCUGUGGGCUACACCACUGGUGCCUUCGUCACCGGAAUUCUGUACGACAAGUGUAACAAGCUGCUGUUGCUGGCAGCCUGCCUAGUCAGCAGCGCCAUCGGCACCGCCGUCAUCCCGCUCUGUACGCCGCUGCCGGCGAUGAUCGCUAUGUACUUCAUCAGAUCCUUCGUGUCAGCGGGGGUGGAGACAGGAGGUAAUGCCGACUUGAUCCGACUCUGGGGCAAGGAUAGUCGAGUUUUUAUGCAGAUUCUUCACUUCUCUUUCGCCUUAGGGGGUCUCAUAGCCCCUCUGGUGACAGAACCCUUCCAAGCUCCAAAGUCAGCCCACGCCACAACAGAACCUGUCAAUGAGACCCAUCUCUUUCAGUAUGGGGACAAUACAACUACUGCGUACGUCCAGGAACUUUCAGGAUUAAAUGGCACCAGUAAUAACAUGACGAUUGCAGACACUGAAGACGCUCCGAAAUCUCAAAUCCUUUUUGCUUUCUUAAUCACGGCUGUUCUGUUUCUCUCAGCUUCUGUUCCCUUUUUUGUGGAGUUUUUUUCUCGUAAAGUUGACAAGAACCGGAAGCCAGUAGAGGAGAAACAAGAUGGCCGUCAAGGAAUACCACUUCCGGUCUAUAUAAUAACAGUGGCUAUGAUUGGGGCAUUCUAUUUCUGUUAUUGCGCGAUAGAGGAGACGUUUAUGUCGUUCCUGGCGGUGUUUACUGUGGAAGGGUUGGACUGGGACAAGUCCGAUGGUGCUUUGGUUACGUCAGUGUUUUGGGGGAGCUUUGCUGCAUUUCGGUUCCUUGGGAUCUUUAUCAUAAAGAUAUUUUCUCCAUCCUCAAUGAUAAUUCUGUGUAUGUUAAUUCUGUCAGCGAGCUUGGGUGCAUUCCUGGUCUGUUCUGUCUUUGCGUUACAUAUUGGAAUUUGGAUUUCGUCAGUUGGGGUUGGCCUUGCAACAUCUGUCAUAUUUCCAACGACCUUCACCUGGGUCGAAGAGCAUGUCAUCAGGGUCACGGGAAAGAUCACGUCUGUGAUUACGAUAUGCGCUGCAUCGGCGGGAAUGUCGACACCACUGUUGCUAGGAUACCUGAUGGAGGAAGUGACGUAUUUGUGGUUCUCGUAUUUGCUGUUUUUAAUGUCGAUUAUCCUGAUAAUUAUACAUAUCGUGCUGCGGCUGCAGUCAGUAUUUGUGUUGAAGAAAUAUCACAGCGCAGCUAGGGUUGAAUCACCCAGUGAUCUGGCUAUACCUCAAGAAAAGGGAAAAAUGUUUCAUCCAAAUGCUUGAUACUUGCACGUACAAUGUGUCAAUGAAUAUUUACAAACGUUGCAACUUUGAUAUGUAACGGCGUGACGUAAGAGAUAAAUAUUGUAAAGUGUAUGCCAUCUGUUUUGGACGAAUGAAAAAUGUGUCUAAAGAAAUGAAAACAUGU